AUGCCGCCGGGGGCGGGUCCCCGCCGUGCCACGCGUGGGGACAGCCGCGGUGACCCCCGGGGCCGUUCCCGCGCUGUCCCGGCUCCCGCUGGCUCCCCGGCGGAGCCGCCCUGUAAUUAUCCCGGUGGGAACUCCGGCGACAUCUGGACGCGCUCGCGUGUCCCCCCCCCGCCCCGAGGGGCCACGCGGCAGCACCGGCACCGCGCCUCUGCGGGGAAACUGAGGCCCGGGCGGCGGCAGCGCCCCGUGCCCCGCUGCGGGGGCUCGCCGGGGCGGGGGGAGUGCCACCAGCUCCGGAGGGGCUCCGCGGGCCCGGGCAGCCCCUGCCCUGCCCUGGGGGCCGGGAAGGAGUCUGGGGGUCGGACUGGGGAGGGGGGGUCUGGCCGUGAGCCCCCGCUGGAGCUGCUGCCCCGUGUCCCCCUGCCCGCUGCCCUGCCCGCCCCAGCGUGUCCGUGUCCGGAGGGGCCGGAGGAGGCGGGGGUGGACGCGGGGCUGGCGGCGGCGCGGGAGCAGCAGCUGCAGCGGGAGCUGGUGGCCCUGAAGCAGCAGCAGCAGCUCCAGAAGCAGCUGCUCUUCGCCGAGUUCCAGAAGCAGCACGAGCACCUCACCCGCCAGCACCAGGUCCAGCUCCAGAAGCACCUGCAGCAGCAGCAGGAGGUGCUGGCAGCCCGGCGGCAGCAGGAGCUGGAGCAGCAGCGGCAGCGGGAGCGGCAGGAGCUGGAGCAGCAGCAGCGCCUGGAGCAGCUGCAGAGCCUGCGCCCCAAGGAGCGGGGCCGCGACAGCGCCAUCGCCAGCACGGAGGUGAAGCUGAAGCUCCAGGAGUUCCUGCUCAGCAAGACGAAGGAGCCGGGCCCCGGCGCCCCCAACCAUUCCCUCCCCCAGCACCCCAAAUGUUGGGCUCACCACACCUCGUUGGACCAGAGUUCCCCCCCCCAGACCGGCAGCCCGGGGACCCCCCCGUCCUACAAGCUCCCCCUGCUCGGCACCUACGACGGCCGGGACGAUUUCCCGCUGCGCAAGACCGCCUCGGAGCCCAACCUGAAGGUGCGCUCGCGGCUGAAGCAGAAGGUGGCGGAGCGCAGGAGCAGCCCCCUGCUGCGGCGCCGCGACGGCUCCGUGCUCAGCGCCUUCCGCAAGCGGCACGUGGAGAUCACCGGGACCUGGCACCCCGGGGGCAGCACGGGCGCCCCGGUGCCAGCGCUGUCCCCGCAGGUGUCCCCGAAGCUGUCGCCGCAGGCGGAAGGCGAGCGGCCGGGGGUGUCCCCGGGGGUGUCCCCGCUGCGCCCCGGGGCCGCCCUCCCCGGGAAGUUCCUGAGCACCUCGUCCAUCCCGGGCUGCCUGCUGGGGGUGGCCCUGGACGGGGAGGCCCCGGCCGGGUCCCCGUCGCUGCUGCAGCACGUGCUGCUGCUGGAGCAGGCGCGGCAGCAGAGCGCCCUGAUCGCUGUGCCCCUGCACGGGCAGUCCCCGCUGGUGACCGGGGGGCGCGGGGGGGGUCCCCGCGGGAGCAAGCUGCCGCGCCACCGGCCCCUGAGCCGCACGCAGUCCUCGCCGCUGCCCCAGAGCCCCGCGGCGCUGCCCCACGGCGCCCUGCAGCACCACUUCCUGGACAAGCAGCAGCUCAAGCUGCUCCCCAAGGGGGGGGAGCUGGCGCGGCAGCCCCCCACGCACCCCGAGGAGACGGAGGAGGAGCUGACGGAGCAGCAGUCGCCCCCCCCGGGGGAGAGAGGCCCCCCCGGGCCCCCCCUCGGCCCCCCCCUCGCCCUGGCGCCCCCCGAGGCCGGGGACCCCCCGGAGCAGCCGCAGGACCCCGAGGGCGGCCAGGAGCCGGGUGACAGCGGGGACGAGGCCCCCGGGGACCCCGACGUCGCCGAGCUGGGCGUCACCUACAAGCAGGUGAGGCUUUUGGGGGGGAUUCGUGUCCCUCCAUCCCCCAACCUGGGGAGCCCGGGGCUCCCUGGAUCCCCUGGGAUCCCCCUGCCCCCGGGCUGCCCCGCGGGGGUGUCCCGGGUGCCAGCUGUGCUGUGCCCAGGCGUGGUGUACGACACCUUCAUGCUGAAGCACCAGUGCACCUGCGGGAACACCACCAUCCACCCCGAGCACGCCGGCCGCAUCCAGAGCAUCUGGUCCCGGCUGCAGGAGACGGGGCUGCUGGGCAAGUGCGAGCGCAUCCGGGGCAGGAAGGCGACGCUGGAGGAGAUCCAGACGGUGCACUCGGAGCACCACGCGCUGCUCUACGGCACCAGCCCCCUGAACCGCCAGAAGCUGGACAGCAAAAAGCUGCUGGGUCCCAUCACUCCGAAGACGUACGCGGUGCUGCCGUGCGGGGGCAUUGGGGUGGACAGUGACACGGUGUGGAACGAGCUGCACUCGUCCAGCGCCGUGCGCACGGCCGUGGGCUGCCUGCUCGAGCUGGCCUUCAAGGUGGCCGCGGGCGAGGUCAAGGUGGGCGCGUUGUGUCGCCGUCACACGUGUCCCUGCCGUCACACGUGUCCCUGCCUGUCCCCCGCGUGUCCCAGCUGUGUCCCAGUGCCACGCACGCACCUCAGUGUCCCACAUCCCUCUGUCCCAGCUGUGUCCCAGUGCCACACGUGUGUCACACACACACACCUCAGUGUCCCACAUCCCUCUGUGUCCCACCUGUGUCCCUGUGUCCCAGCUGUGUCCCAAUGCCACACGUGUCUGUCACACAUACACACCUCAGUGUCCCACCCAUGUCUCUGUGUCCCACCCAUGUCUCUGUGUCCCACCCGUGUCUCUGUGUCCCACCCGUCGCCAGGGGUCCCUGCCCUGGUGGGGGUCCCUGCCCUGGCGGGGGUCCCUGGCAGGGGUCCCAGCGGCGCCGCCCCCAGGACCGUGGUGAUGCCCAUCGCCACCGAGUUCUGCCCGGACCUGGUGCUGGUCUCCGCCGGCUUCGACGCCGUCGAGGGCCACCUGUCCCCGCUCGGGGGCUACUCCGUCACCGCCAAGUGCUUCGGGCACCUGACCAAGCAGCUGAUGAUGCUGGCGGGGGGCCGGGUGGUGCUGGCGCUGGAGGGGGGGCACGACCUGACGGCCAUCUGCGACGCCUCCGAGGCCUGCGUGUCCGCCCUGCUGGGCCUCGAGCUGGAGCCCCUGGACCCGGCCCUGCUGCAGCAGAAGCCCAACGUGAACGCGGUGGCCACGCUGGAGAAGGUCAUCGAGAUCCAGAGCCGGCACUGGGGCUCGGUGCGGCGCUUCGCCGCCGCCGUGGGCCGGUCCCUGCUGGAGGCGCAGCGCGGGGACACCGAGGAGGCCGAGACGGUGACGGCCAUGGCGCUGCUGUCCGUGGGCGCCGAGCACCGCGGGGGCACCGGCACCGGCACCGGGACAGAGCCCCCGGGAGUCUCCCGGAGCCGCCGGAGGAUGAGGAUGAACUGGGACAGGAGUGGGGACCCCUACUCAGUUUCGGGGGUCCCUGGGGCAACAGGAGCGUGA
This is a messenger RNA of Lonchura striata (white-rumped munia), 3453 nucleotides long. The record is from RefSeq and is a predicted model, not a curated record. Lineage: Eukaryota; Metazoa; Chordata; Aves; Passeriformes; Estrildidae.